AUGUACUGCUCAUCGCAACAGCUCGCCUCCCAUCCCGUGCCUAUCAUCUACGCAUCUCCUCCACUCGUCAGACCCAAGCCGAUCAGGCCAACGAUUGACACUAACGUCCGACACGCAAGUUUCAAUCGACCUCACCCUCAGCCGAAGCAGCUGAGGCGUCCAUCGAUGAUAAGGGCUUCGACUUUAGAUGGUCGAAGUCUGGCAGAAGUUAUCAACGCAGCUCGGAUAGCUUCACUGAACGAGCAACCAAAGCGGGCAACGAAAUCGCCAGCGUCGAUCAACGAGACCCACUCCUCGAAUCCACAUUCGCGCAGGAUGUCUUUCGACGCCCCGCCAACGUCAUCUGGCCAUUCCGACCCUCAACGACCAAGACUCACUUCCGCAGGAAGUCGGGCCGAUUACUUCUCCGAUCCUUACACCUAUGACGGGCUCGUUGAUCUCAAAUAA
Molecule: messenger RNA, 447 nt
Organism: Puccinia triticina
Lineage: Eukaryota; Fungi; Basidiomycota; Pucciniomycetes; Pucciniales; Pucciniaceae
Exons: 3
Coding region: 1-447 (148 amino acids)
Source: RefSeq, a predicted model, not a curated record